Piliocolobus tephrosceles (Ugandan red Colobus) is the source of this 1966-nucleotide messenger RNA. Its product is annotated as vegetative cell wall protein gp1-like. Lineage: Eukaryota; Metazoa; Chordata; Mammalia; Primates; Cercopithecidae. The transcript is spliced from 3 exons. The record is from RefSeq and is a predicted model, not a curated record. The coding region runs from base 1 to 927 and encodes 308 amino acids.
AUGACCAGCGGGCACCACUCCUACCGCUCCUGGGGCUCCCCACAUCCGUCUCUGUGUGACAGGAGGAACGCUUCCCAUAGCAGACUGAGCAAAAACAGGGCUCAAAAUGCUCCGUCGAACUCGGCGCACUGCUCGGCCCGGAAGUCCCGGGCGCCAUCGGGGCAGCUCUGCGGGGCAGAGGGGAAGUCGGGGUCCAGGAGGCGGAGUCCGAGGUCCGCCCACCUCCCGCCCCGCCCUGUCACCCCCUCCACCGCCCCAGCCCAGGGAGCCCAGGAAUCUCCCUCGCCUGCCGCGUCCGAGCCGCCGGAGGUGGAGUCUGCCCCCCAGACCCCCGGACUCCCGUGCGCGCCCCUCCAUGGUGCUCUAGGCUGUGGAGGACAAGGCCAGUCCCCGGGGGGCAGGGCGAGGAAGGGGCUCCCACGCAGCCCUGCUGUAGAUUGGCAGGAGGACCCCAAGCUGGGCCAACCGAGCAGCCCCUGGCCAGAGGCGGGCAUCCCUGUGGGGACGUCGGCCGGGAGGGGUUGGGGUAGCUGGUGCCCUCGCCCGCGCCCCGUGGGUUUUACCUCAGUGCGACAGGAGCGGUGGCUCCGGGCGGGGCCCACGCAGCUGGCGCCUCCAUCUCUCCUGCGGGACCAGAGCACCGGGAGGACCCGGACCGAGACCCAACGUCCCCGCCCCCGUGCUGGGGCUCCCUGCAGGCCCCAACUUCUGCGGGGCUCUCCAGUGGGAGCAGCAAGGGUUCUCAGGAACAACCCCUAUACUGGGACAGAGGCGCCUCACUACCCCUUCUGUACCCCACCUUCUCCACUGACCCUGCCAGAGUGCAGCGCACACAGCAAGCACUUAAUAAAUCGCUCGAAAUGGGGAACAUCUACACUUGGCAAAGAAGCCACAGGAAUUGGGAAUUGGUUGAAGACUGUUUACUAGUUCCACCAAAAUUGACUGCACCUGCCAUAGGGCAGGCAGGUGCAGCAUCAGGAGCUGGAGACCAGGGGCAGCAGGCAGCACGUGUGCUCCAGCUCAGAGUGGAAGGCCCUGGGAAAUGGUUUGAUUUCCUGCGCUGAACUGAUGCUGCUUCCAGAAUGAAUCUGCUGCUUGGUGGGUUCUGCUGAUGUGGCCAGUGCUAGCCUAGGCCGCGACCACCUAGCCUACCACCCAGAAGCCAGCAUCCCCUGCUCCUGCUUUAACAAGCCAGCCCAUUUUCGUCUCUCCUACCUCUGGGAGUAGCAGGGGCGCUCCCGGAAACUGACGCCCCCUCCACAGGUCCGGGUGCAGGGGCUCCACUGGCCCCAGGGUCCCCAGGUGUCACUCUGCCGCCUCACCUUGGGAGCCUGCAGAAGACAGGACCAUGUAUCAGCAGUGCCCACUCAGGGCCUGAGCCCAGAGGCCCCUCCAAAGGAUGUUCUGCCUAAAAACACUCCCUCACCCAUCAAGGAGCCUGGGAUUCUCCCUUCCAGGGCCCACCUUUAGGACUCAGCAACACUGCCGGGCACCCCAAAACAUAUUCCUUUUCAGAAUUAGCCUGCUUUCCUCAUAAGGAGCUGAGAGCCAGGCCUGGAGGGCAGGAGCAGGAGCAGGAGCAGCUGGGAAGGGUUUGGAGUUUCAGGGACCACUGCGGGGAGGGACCCUACAGCCAGGGGCAGUCUGAGGGUCCAGGCAUUUGUGGGUUAACCGUGAUGUAGGGGAGGGGGCCCUAAAAGAAAAUAAAGGGAAGCAGCAUGGGGGGAUCCUGCUAAUCUGGCAGAGACUCCCAGGAGUACCCCAAUAUUCAUCCCCUCCUCCCAUUGUGAGAGAACCCUUGAAAACUUGAUUCAGCUGGGUACCUGGCUGCCCAAAAUUAGAAAAAAAAAAAAAAUACACUUCCUAGACUUCCUGCGGCUAACUGUGGCUACGUCACUUAGUUCUCAUCAGUAAGAUGUAAAUACAAGUGUUGGGCAGCUGCCGCUAGUAAUCUCCUUAAGAGAGA